UGCCCUUUAUUUAACGAAAAAAAACAAAAGGAAAUACGUUUGUAACUUAUAAAAGUGUUUGUAACUGAAGAAAAUCUUUUCUAGGUUUUUUUCUUUUUGUGUUUACCAGUUCUUUCGAGACAAUGGCGAAAUCAACGCUUCUUCGCCCACAGUUCUUCCACAAACUUGUUCCUGGCUUCCACACUCACCUUAUAAUUCCUGUAAACUUCUUCUCCAAGUAUAUAGAAGGAAGAAGCGUGGAUAACACGGCUCAGCUGAAAUCUGACUCGUCAGACAUAACCUGGCAAGUGAAGAUAUCUGAUCGGAUACUCAGUGACGGAUGGAGAGAGUUCGCCGUAGCUCAUAGUCUUCAAACCGGCCACCUCAUCCUUGUCAGAUACGAAGGAGAUAUGGUCUUUCAUGUCUCGGAUUGCGGUGAGAUUCCAAGCAACAACAACGAUGAUGAUGAUGAUAAGCACUCACACCCAAGAAUAGACGUUGAUGAUCUUCCUAAUAAGAAGAGAGCGAAGACGAACAGUAAUGAAACAGAAGCGGAUUCUUAUUCUUUAGACAACUCAUAUUUUGUGGCCACUGUCACGGCUUUCAAUCUACUCAUAGAUACACUGUAUCUUCCGCAACACUUCACAAGCUCAAACGGUCUUAGAAAAGAAUCCCAUAAGAUUGUUUUAAUAGAUGGAGAGGGAGGAUCAUGGACACUGGACCUGAGGUUCAAUGAUUCAUCCGAUACUUUUUACAUGAACCGUUGGAGAAGUUUCUGUGAAGAAAACGGCCAAGAAGCUGGAGGCAACUUUACGUUUAAACUUGUUGGAAACGGGGAAACUCCUGUGCUAUGUUUCUGCCCUACAGAAUCUAUCGGUAGUACAAGGCAAAGAGACUCUUCUGAAGAAGAAGAAGAGGACACAGAAUGGGAGAGUGAGGAAGAAGACGAGCCAUUAAAAGAGACAGAAAAGAAGAAGUGUGAUCCAAAACGAAGAGCUGUGCCAUAUUCAUCAUACUCACCGUUGAUAUGGGAAGACACGACUCCUGCGUUUAGUUUGUGCUGUCCAGAUCAAUCUACCAGUGAUAAAGAUCAAGAAGAGUAUUUCAAACGUAUCAAGAAACACUCUCUCUACAUAGAUCCUGGCAGCAAAGAAGAGAACAGGUCAUGGGAAAGAGAUUCAACUCCAUCAAGCCAAAACCCAUUGGUAACAAUAAAAAUCAGACCCUACAUUCUCACGUGUAAUAGAAUGCGUCUUCCGCAGCUUUUCGUGACGGAGAGUAACAUGAACAAGCCUGGAAUGAUAUAUCUGUUGGGAAAAGAUGAUAGGAAGUGGAUGACAAAUCUUGUGAAGGAAAGAGACGGGAGAAUGAAUUUGGGAAGCGGCUGGAAAGUUUUUGCUGAAGCAAACGGCUUUAAGCCAGGCGAAUCCGUUACGUUGGAGUCAAUAUGGGAAGAUGGGACUCCUAUGAUCAGGUUUUUCCGUACAUGGUCUAACAACAGUUCAAAAGCUAACAAGAAAGAGUCGGUUUCCACGGAAGUCGUCACAGAGCCUAGAACGAGAGAUUCAUCUUCAGAGAUCCAUGACCGGUUCGUGACAUUGACGUUAUUACCUGAAGAUGUCAAAGCCGGUGUACUGAUGCUUCCUAGUCAGUUCUUGAAGGUUAAUGGCAUCAACAAACUUGAGAAGAUAACUAUUGUGGCUGAAAACAAAAUGGAGUUGUCAGGAUGUCUGUUGUCAAGAGGUGGAACUGUUGCUUUGGAAAAUGGUUGGGGUGAAUUUUGUGAAGCUAAUGGCGUAAAGCUAGGAGAAUCUUUCACUUUGGAGUUCAUUAAGAAACCAGACAAAACAGCUCAUGUAUUUAAGUUUUGUUCUCCUGAGACUAACAAAUAGUACCAAAAAUGUUAGUUACAGCAGUUCCAGGUAGUGACAACUCUUCAUGGUUGUAAUCGAUAAUACAAGUUGAACUUUUGAUGAGUCAUUCUUCGUGUAGUGCAUGUCUA
This is a messenger RNA of Raphanus sativus (radish), 1981 nucleotides long. RefSeq names its product B3 domain-containing protein REM12-like. The record is from RefSeq and is a predicted model, not a curated record. Gene Ontology annotation, molecular function: DNA binding. Bases 123 to 1871 code for a protein of 582 amino acids. The transcript has 5 exons. NCBI's taxonomy places the organism in Eukaryota, Viridiplantae, Streptophyta, Magnoliopsida, Brassicales, Brassicaceae.